Anthonomus grandis grandis is the source of this 2446-nucleotide messenger RNA. Its product is annotated as protein tweety. Gene Ontology annotation, molecular function: intracellularly calcium-gated chloride channel activity; volume-sensitive chloride channel activity. NCBI's taxonomy places the organism in Eukaryota, Metazoa, Arthropoda, Insecta, Coleoptera, Curculionidae. Gene Ontology annotation, cellular component: plasma membrane. Bases 492 to 2156 code for a protein of 554 amino acids. The transcript has 11 exons. The record is from RefSeq and is a predicted model, not a curated record.
CUUUAUUAAUGUUCUUGAAACAUUGCGCUCAGUUAGUUUUAUUCCAAGUGUGUAUUUAACUGGCGAAUUAAAGGAUUAAAGUGCCCCAAACUUCGCGAUAAUAUUAUCAAUUUUUAUCAUUAUAAAUAAUAAUAAUUAGUUUGACCUUAUUAAAAAUAUUUUUUUAGUUUUGUUUACACAUAUCCAAAAUGAACAUUUUGUUUAAUGCUUUCAAAGUUGUGUUUCUUUUUACUGUUUUUGUGAAGUUGUUCUUCUACUGCUUAAGGACAGUGUUUCAUAAGGACAAUAUUAAAAAACUUAAUAUUGUACGAAAAAGAAGAUUUGCUCACUAGGACUGCUAUUAAUUACAGAAUAGCAAAAUCCAUUCAUACGCUCCUCAUCACACCCUACAACUCAUAAACAAAACAGUUCAUAAGACAGCAGCGACUAUGGUAUAAAAGGCGCGGGCCGAGCGUCGCUCCGCCGCCCUUCCAGUCGGCCGCCCUUACGCCAUGGGCGCCCGUGCCGAUGAUACUUACCGUCCCCCGAGACUCGCUGAAUGGCUUCACUGGUUGCCCCACGUCAACGCUUCUUUCCGGGAGGUGGAUAAUACUUUUGACUUGAAUUCGCCGGUUUAUUUGGAGAGCUUGGGUAUUUUGGCAUCGGGUCCAGCAGCAUGGCUGAUUUUGACCCUAUUUAUUUUACUACUCUACCUCCUCACUAGAUGUUGCGAUAGGAAACCUAGGGCUGCCAAAUCGAUAUCGGCAUUAAAGGUUACCCUGGCGAUUAUGUCUGUUUUGUGUUGUGCAGCGGUUGGGUUAGGUCUAUACGGUAAUGAUGAUCUUCAUAACGGCAUAGACCAAACGCUGAAUCAAGCGAGACAAAUCGACGGGUUGGUGCGAAAAAUCCGAAACCAAACCGAAGCCAUCGAAAGGCAGCUUCGCGAUCGGGCUGAAGCUGAUUUUAGGUCUAUUAGGGCAAUUUUUGAUGAAUCCACUGUAAAAAACAUAACUAUAAUGAAUGUAGCAGAAGGGCACUUAAAGAGAUUAAAGGAUAAUAAUACUAAUGCUGUGAAUGCUGCGAUUGAAAUCAGGAACCCACUACAGGACUUCAAAAUAAUGGAAAGUAUCGAAAAGGGUGAAAAAAUCGAAGCGAUUCGUUGGCCGUUCACAAUGGCACUACUAAGCGUCUUGCUGGUCUUGUGUGUGAUAUUGCUGGUCGGAGUGGCCAGACAUAAUCGUUGCGCCCUCAUCGCUUUUUCUGUGUGUGGCCUCUUGGCGGUGAUCGCUUCCUUUUUAUUAUCCAGUUUUUAUUUGGCAAGUAGUGUGGCGAUGGCAGAUUUUUGCACUGGUCCAGAGAAAUACAUCGAAAGCCAAGCCAGCACUGAAUUGUCCAAAGAUAUCUUACGCCAUUAUUUGAAUUGCGAGAGGGCGCGGGCUAAUCCUUUUACGCAAAGACUACGCGAGGCGAAAACUACUUUGCAGUUUAUGCGAAUUGAGCUUAGUAUGCUCAAACCGCUUGCUUAUGAAUUAUUUCCAUUAAAAGGUCUAGAAAUCAAAUUUAACUCGCUGAAAAACGAAAUAGACACGUCGGACACAAUUGCCAACCAAUUGACGGCAUUGGUCGACUGUAGGACACUUUACACGCAUUAUUUACGUGGCGUCAGGGCCUUUUGUAAUGUCGGAUUGUUGGGUUUGACUUUGAUGUUGGUGUCCGCGGUUUUGGCUGGCUUUAUGAUGACCAUUUUAGUGUGGGUUGAUUCGCAUACUUGGAUUUACAUUAGGAAAAAAAAAGACUACCAACAAGUAAACGAGGCCGAUCCGUACCUGCCUGCCUCGGCGGCGAGCCAAGCGAUCGCGGCGCGCACCCUGCAACGGAGCCAAGGGCAGUUCUCGGGCAUUUGUCCCCCCGACACCCCACCCCCUAGUUACGCGCACGUCGCCCUGCUUAGACCGCCGCCCGCCAGCGCCCCCUUGCAUGAGGCUGAUAUGCUACUGGAUGGCUGUGAUACGAGAUCUCAGGAACGGGCCGCUCAAAUGGCCCAUCUUAGGGGCCACACUCUCGGCCGUUUGCCCUCCCACCACCAUCAUCACGAGCCUGCAGGUGGACCUAGUAAUGGUAAAUACGCCACUUUGAGCAAACAGUGCAAGACGCUUGAGAGCUCAGAUUUUUACUGAGAUAGGCAUGCCUGCAAAGACUUCCCAAACUUUAAAAGUUUUAAGUUAGACCAAAAUCAGCAACAGCAACAAGGUAGCAACGCACAGCAGAGUGCGAACAAACAGCAGCAACAACAGACUAGCCACGGUCAAGAGGGCCAUCGUACCGCGACGCUCGGUCGUUAUUCGUCUCUAGGCAGACGUCCCUUGCCCCAAACCCCCGACGAGAAGGCCCGGAAUAAACCGUCGAUGCCCAAAGUGCCCGCCACUAUUUCGGGAAAUAUUCCCGAGCCGUCUUUGAAUCCUAACAA